This is a messenger RNA of Durio zibethinus, 2391 nucleotides long. RefSeq names its product U-box domain-containing protein 30-like. Gene Ontology annotation, molecular function: ubiquitin protein ligase activity. Gene Ontology annotation, biological process: protein ubiquitination. NCBI's taxonomy places the organism in Eukaryota, Viridiplantae, Streptophyta, Magnoliopsida, Malvales, Malvaceae. The record is from RefSeq and is a predicted model, not a curated record.
AUAUGCUCUAUGGCUUUUCCCCGCAGUUCUCUCUGACCUGUUUCGACAAUAAAUUUUUUCUCCUAAUAAUCUUCAGUAAAUCUCGAAAAUUUUCAAGUUUUUCUUAUCUGGGUAGUUUUUACAUUUUUCUAAAUUUCUGUACCGGUUUUGGUUGGGUUAGGACAAAAAAGGCUAAUUGAUUGGCUUUUGUACUACGUUUUCACUGUUGAUCUUUGACUACUCUUUAUUAGUAUCAUCUUUUUUGUUUUGAAGGAUUGGUGAUUCCAAGCAAACCCUUUCUGUUUUUUCUUUUUUGAAGCUUGAACAACAAAUGAAAGAUGGGAGCUUGAUUAUUGAGUGUUUAUUAGUGAUAUUAUUAUUACGAUGAUGAUGGUAAAAUGAGGGACUUUUGACCAUAGAAAAAGAAUCAGGAUAAAGCAAAGGGAAAGGAGCAGGGUUUUGAGAUAGAUAUGUGUGAGUUUGUACAAUAAAGAGGAAAAAAAAGAGGGUAUUUUUUCUUGCUUUAUGAUUUGUCCAUGAGAGAAAAAUCGAGUAGUUGUUUCUUAUCUUUUAUGUAUAACCUAGAUGUAAUGUGCCUUUAAGGGUGCUUAUCACUGCAGUGAAUUUAGAGGGUGUUGGGGGAAAAAUCUUUCUUUUUUGGUUCCUUGAGAAUCUGUGUUGUUUUUUUUUUUUUUUGGAAAAGGGAGGGUUUCAAAGAUGCCUAUGUUUCAACCCUCAAAGAGGGAUGGGUUUGUUGUUGCUGGAUUUGAUGGCAGUGGUGAUGGGCAGGUUCUAGAUCUGGAUACUGCUGUUAAAGAUGGGGUUUUGGGUGGUGUUGUUGGUGGUGAAGUCAUUGCUGCUGCUGUUGGUGAGAAAUUGGAUUUGAAGAAAAUGAUUGAAGAGCUUGAUAUACCUGAGAUUCCUUCGGUGUUUAUUUGUCCAAUCUCCCUUGAGCCAAUGCAAGACCCUGUUACCCUUUGUACUGGCCAAACUUAUGAGAGGUCCAACAUUCUCAAAUGGUUCAAUUUGGGGCACUAUACUUGCCCCACUACAAUGCAGGAGCUUUGGGAUGAUUCGAUUACCCCAAAUAGAACCCUUUACCAUUUGAUUUACACUUGGUUUUCGCAGAAGUAUUCACUUAUGAAGAAGAGAUCAGAGGAUGUGCAAGGAAGAGUAAGUGAGCAUCUGGAGGCAUUGAAGAAGGUUAAGGGUCAAGCCAGGAUUCAAGCCUUGAAGGAGCUGAAGCAAGUUGUGGCAGCACAUGCUGCGGCUAGGAAGACGGUGGUUGAUGAAGGUGGGGUUUCUGUAAUUUCAUCCUUGCUAGGCCCAUUUACGUCCCAUGCAGUUGGUUCAGAAGCAAUUGGUAUUCUUGUCAAUUUGGAGCUUGAUUCAGAGUCCAAAACUAAUUUGAUGCAGCCGACAACGAUUUCAUUGAUGGUGGAUAUGCUGAAUGAAGGUUCAGUGGAGACAAGGAUCAAUUGUACGCGAUUGAUGGAGAAGUUGAUGGAGGAGAAGGAAUUUCGGUCAGAAAGCAUCUCCAGCCAUCGGCUGUUGGUUGGUUUAAUGCGCUUACUGAAAGAUAAGAGGCACUCAAAUGGAAUUUUGCCUGGACUUAGCUUCCUCAGAUCUAUAUGCUUGCAUAAACAAGUCAGGAGCUUGAUUGUGAGUAUUGGAGCCGUUUCUCAAUUGGUAGAAUUGUUGCCUGCUUUGGAGCCUGAUUGCUUAGAAUUAGCCCUUUUCAUAUUGGAUACAUUAUCUGCUCUGCCGGAGGGAAAAGUAGCAUUGAAGGAUUGUGCAAACACAAUUCCGAAUAUGGUGAGGCUGCUGAUGAGAGUUUCAGAAAGCUGUACUCAAUAUGCAUUGUCAAUUUUGUGGUCUGUAUGUAAACUUGCUCCUGAGGAAUGCUCCUCAGUUGCUUUAGAAGCAGGUUUAGCAGCAAAGCUGCUUCUCGUGAUUCAGAGUGGUUGCAAUCCUGUCUUGAAGCAAAGGUCUGCAGAGCUCUUGAAGUUAUGUAGCCUAAAUUAUACAGACACCAUCUUUAUUUCAAAGUGCAAGCUCACUAGGACAAUCCAAUGAGAGGAAAAUUUUGCUUGCGAUCUUUCUCAAAGGCUUUUGCUAAUGAAAGCAAGGGAGUAAGAGGGCCUACCCUAUUUGGGUCAACAAAACUUCCAAGAAUGAACCAUCAUUUGAGAUGGGGGUUUGAGGUAUGAAUCAGCUCUCUUGUAUAUAUUUAAGAACUUCAAUUCCAGCAAUUGAUUCAACUUAAACAACACUCAUAAUUUGGACAAGAAAAACACAUAUCUUGCUGCAAUGGAAUUAUGUCAAGUUCUCUUUUCCAAUGCCUUGUCAAAUAAACCCCCCAAAAGAAGAAAUGAUGUAAAAAUGUUUGUGUAAUAGAUUCAUGUUGGGGUA